AUGUACCAAAAGCUUGUGUUGGUAAGAUUGGUCUUGAGUCUACUCUACACUGCCUGGUAUCAUAUUUUGACUUGGACUUGGAUGAGCUACUCGAUAGGAAGAAUACAAUGCAAUAGUAUGAAACACCUAUACUCAGAACCUGCUGGAUGGUAUCUGACUCCCCCAAAGAUUAACAAAGCCUUCCUAAUCUUCUUGCGACAUCGAGUCAACGAGCGCGACACGCCAGCGCAGAAUACAAAAUCACAACAAUAA
Molecule: messenger RNA, 252 nt
Organism: Bipolaris zeicola 26-R-13
Lineage: Eukaryota; Fungi; Ascomycota; Dothideomycetes; Pleosporales; Pleosporaceae
Exons: 1
Coding region: 1-252 (83 amino acids)
Source: RefSeq, a predicted model, not a curated record